This is a messenger RNA of Closterium sp. Naga37s-1, 636 nucleotides long. The record is from the annotation of a GenBank genome assembly. Lineage: Eukaryota; Viridiplantae; Streptophyta; Zygnematophyceae; Desmidiales; Closteriaceae.
GACCAUCCGCGUUAGAGCACGCACCUGUAAAGGGCCUGGUGGUGGUGGAGCAUCUGCCAUGGCAUGAGAGCAUUCUCCGGUUGUAUCUGCCUGCUGGGCUCGUCUCAAAGCUCAUUCAAGAGGGCGCGGAGCUGUUCCUAUCCAACCUGGACACGGAGGACAUAGACACGCCCGAGAUUGUGUGGAACGAAGACAUGAAGGAGCGCCUGAGAAGCUUCCUGGAAGCGGACCUGCAGCCAUACGUGCAGGCGAGGGCAGGGGACCCCCAUGCGGUGUAUGUGUACGAGCCCAAGCCGCCGCUUGUCUACCCUGAGCUUGCAGGCACCAUCUUUGUUGCACCUGUGUAUCUGCACAACGUGCUGGACGCUGAGAGGUUCCCGGCGCACCAAGUGUUUGACUCCACGUCCUUCCACCACAGCGUGCUCCGGAGUAUGGGCGCAUUCCACAUGCACCUCAGCAGGGGGCAGUGUGGUAGUGUGGCUGAAUGUGGAAUGUGGAAUGCGCCCAUACUCUUAAGCGUCGCAGCAGAUUCAGCACGGGGCAGUGCGGUGGUGUGGCUGAAUCUCUCUCCCCCUCCCCAGGAGUACGAGCGCAUUCUGCAGGCCACCUCAGCAGGGGGCAGUGGUGCAGUGACGU